GGGACUCGGAGAGGGACUGGGGGCACUGGAAAGGAACGGGAGAGGGUUUGGGGGCACGGGGAAGGUCUGGAACGGGGAUUGUGGGCACUGGGAGGGCGAGUCAAGAGGCUGGGGAGACUGGGAAAGAGGAUGAAGGCAUACUGGGAAGGACUGGGAGGCACAGAGGGAACUGGGCUGCACAGGGAAGGAAGGACUGGCAUGGGACUGGGGAGCACUGGGAGAGGCACUGGAGGAGGCACUGGGAGGCACUGGCAGCACUGAUGCCCUGUCCCCUCCUCGCAGGCCCUGGAGCCCCCCCUGAGCCCGUGGCCGCCACCAGCUUUGUGGGCCCUGAACCCCGGGACCUGCUGCCCACUGGUGAGGAGCUGGGGAGUCCCAGCAGUGCUGGGAGGGAACUGGGCUACAGCCUGGCCUGGCCGCAGGACCCCAUCCCAUUCACAGUGGAGCUGCCGCGGGGCCCAGGGGGUUUCGGGUUCAGCCUCCGGGGGGGCCCCGCCGGGGUUUUCGUGCGGGGGCUGCGUGAGGGGGGCCCGGCCCAGCGCUGCGGCUGCAUCCAGGUACGGGGGAUUUGCGGGGCUCUGGGG
Molecule: messenger RNA, 584 nt
Organism: Cyanistes caeruleus (blue tit)
Lineage: Eukaryota; Metazoa; Chordata; Aves; Passeriformes; Paridae
Source: RefSeq, a predicted model, not a curated record